AUUUUGAGUUUUUCUAUAAUUAUAAGUUGAAGUGACUAUAGCCAUGAGCUUAACAUGCGCAAUUUCAGGGAAACCUCCCCAGAUUCCUGUUAUAAACCGCGUUAGCGGUUUGAUUUACGAAAAAAGCCUUAUUGUGAAGUACCUUAAAGAACUACAUAAAGAUCCAGUGACUGGGCAGGAAACUACUGAAGAAGAUCUAAUUCAACUUAACACUAAUUCUUUCGUUCGACCAAGAGUUUCCGCGGCUGCCUCUUUGCCAUCUUUAAUUAAAAUGUUGCAAGAUGAGUAUGAUGCCGUAGCGUUAGAGACUUAUACUUUAAGAAAACAGCUAGAAACUUGCCGUCAGGAGCUUUCUCACUCUCUAUAUCAGCACGAUGCGGCCUGUCGUGUUAUUGCUAGACUAACUAAAGAAAGGGACGAAGCAAGGAAUGCUUUAGCUAAUCUUGCUGCAGGAUCGGAAAAAAAUAAGACCAGCACGGAAAUUGAAAACAAGUCUAACAAUUCUGAACACGUGAACAUGCCUCAGGAUGUCAUCGAAAAAAUUAAUUCUACCAGCGAAGUUCUUCAAGCCGAACGUAAGGAAAAGAAGAAACCAGCCGAUUUAACAACAAAAGAUAAAAUAGCUUAUUUUAAGGAAAAAAACAAUUUUUAUUCCAUUCACAGUGCGAGUUCUGCUGGAAUUCUGUGCCUAUCGCUGCACGAUCAGCACCCCAACUGGAUUCUUACUGGAGGCGUUGAUAAGAAAGUUGUGCUUUACGAUAUUUUUGCAGAUUCGGUGGUUCACACUUAUCAAGGGCAUACUAAGAAAGUUACUUGCUGCGAACUGCAUCCUUCACAAGACUUGGUUAUCUCUGGAAGCGCUGAUGCACAAGUUCGAAUAUUUUCCACAAGUGCCGAUAAACUUCUUCAUGUUUUUACGAGCCACUUUAGUGGAGUUACUUCCUUGUCAAUCCAUCCAACCAAUGAUUUAAUGGCUUCCAGCGAUUCGGCCGGUAGUUGGUCCUUUCACGAUUUGUCGCGCCAAUCCACUUAUCAGACUUCUGUUGAUCCCAAUAAAUCUUGUAUUAACUGCGGAAGUAUUCACCCGGACGGGAUUCUCUACGGCAGCGGAUUAGCGGACAGCAUGGUUAGAAUUUGGGACAUCCGCACCGCAUCGCCAGUCGUGGCUUUCGAGGGGCAUAAGGCAAUUAUUAUUGUUAUUAUUAUUAUUACAGUCUAUAAUCUUGUUAUUUUACUGUCAUAUUAUACUAUUUGA
Molecule: messenger RNA, 1255 nt
Organism: Zophobas morio
Lineage: Eukaryota; Metazoa; Arthropoda; Insecta; Coleoptera; Tenebrionidae
Product: pre-mRNA-processing factor 19-like
Exons: 11
Coding region: 44-1255 (403 amino acids)
Biological process (GO): DNA repair; protein ubiquitination; mRNA splicing, via spliceosome
Cellular component (GO): Prp19 complex; U2-type catalytic step 1 spliceosome; cytoplasm
Molecular function (GO): protein binding; ubiquitin protein ligase activity
Source: RefSeq, a predicted model, not a curated record